AUGCCGCAAGAAGAUAAUGGUACCGCUCCAGCGGAAAGUGAUUCCCUGGUCGCUGGUGAUCAAAACCAACCGGACGGCACCGUUGAAGGACAGGCCGCACCACAACUGCUACAGCAGCAACCGUCACGCGCUGAAUCAUUUUUUGCCAUCACGAAAUCACUGAUCAUCCGAGCAUUGAUUAUUUAUUUCAUCUCUUCAUUCUUCCGCCGGCCUGCCCCGGAUGCCGGAGUGAACCAACAGGCAACGGGCAAAUCGAAGAUAAAUGCCUGGAAUCUGUUUGAAAAUGGUACCGUGUUUGAUUUGCAUGUGUACAUCUCGGAAGAUCAGUACAAUGUGGACUUUACUGAUCCAAGCAGCUUAAUUUGGCUGCAAGAAGGCCUGGUGUACGGUGAUUGGUACGGAGGUCGUGACAAGGAUGGUAUCUUUACGCUCAAUACCCACAUUACAGCUUCCGAUCAGCUGAUGAACAACGGAUCGAUAUACCUGCACACGUACGUCACGAAGACGGGCCUUAGCCCCAAUCCGGCAGCAGGCGAAUAUUUCGCUGGCAAAAAUAUGGGCCACGCAAAGGCGAUGCUUAGCAAGUACAAGCGGAUAAAGCGAACAAAAACCCACAAUUUGCUCGCGGGAGAAAAGGAAAAGUUCGAGAAAGAGCUCGAAGAUGCCUUGGUGGAUGAUAAAAUACUCGCCCACUGGCAUCCGAACCUUACCAUCAACCUUGUGACGGAUCAAACUAACUGGAUAAAAGGAUCCGUGCCGCCUCCAUUGGACGAGUACAUUAAAUUUCUUCCGGGAGGUCAAACGUACCUGCCGAUCGUGUUCUACAACGACUACUGGAACAUGAUGCGGGACUACCAGCCCAUCAAUCGCACGACUCCCGUGCUGGAGCUGAACCUAUUGUACCAACCACUGUCCCUCUUCAAGUGGCAACUGUACGCAGCUCAAACUAUGCGCAACAAAUGGGCCAACAACAUGUUCACGGAAGCACUGUCCGGCGGCACUGAGUCGGACGAAGAUCAAGAUUCCUUGAAGGAAGCAUUGCUUGACAAUAAUCCGUAUCUGCUAGGCGUAACGAUCGUGGUAACAAUUCUGCACAGUGUAUUCGAGUUACUGGCCUUUAAGAACGACAUCCAGUUCUGGAACAACCGCAAGUCAUUAGAGGGUCUUUCCGUGCGAUCAGUAUUCUUUGGCGUAUUUCAGUCGGUGAUUGUGCUGCUAUACGUGUUGGACAACGAGACCAACUUCAUGAUCAAGAUCAGUUGCCUAAUGGGGCUCGGUAUCGAAGUGUGGAAAAUUCAGAAGGUGGUCAACAUCAACGUUAGUAAGGAAAAUCGCAUCUUCGGACUUCUGCCCCGUAUUACCUUCACUGACAAAGGAUCGUACGUGGAAUCCAGCACAAGGCAGUACGACAAUCUUGCAUUUAAGUAUCUAGGAUGGGUGUGCUUCCCGCUGUUGCUGGCUUACAGUGUGUACAGCGUCCUGUACCAGGAGCACAAAGGAUGGUAUUCGUUUGUGCUGAAUAUGCUGUACGGAUACUUGCUCACAUUCGGUUUUAUAAUGAUGACGCCGCAGCUAUUUAUCAACUACAAGUUGAAGUCGGUCGCUCAUUUACCCUGGCGAAUGUUGACCUACAAAUUUUUGAACACCUUCAUCGACGACAUCUUUGCCUUCGUGAUCAAAAUGCCCAUGAUGUAUAGAAUCGGAUGCUUCCGCGACGAUAUUGUCUUCUUUAUCUUCCUUUACCAACGCUGGAUCUACAAGGUGGAUUCGAAGCGUGUGAAUGAGUUCGGAUUCUCGGCAGAAAUGUUAGCAUCCAAAGUGCCCGCACCUUUGACUGAACCCAGUAGUCCCAGUAGCGCUGAUGAGCAGGAAGCCCCGGAAGCAGGAAGUCAACCCGCUUCCCCAAAUGCAAAGAAAAGGAAGAACAAAAAGUCUUCCCCGAAACGCAAGGGAGCGAACAAGUCAGCCACGGAUAAAAAAGAUGACUAG
This is a messenger RNA of Anopheles maculipalpis, 1989 nucleotides long. Its product is annotated as putative lipid scramblase CLPTM1. The transcript is spliced from 3 exons. Gene Ontology annotation, cellular component: endomembrane system; membrane. Bases 1 to 1989 code for a protein of 662 amino acids. Lineage: Eukaryota; Metazoa; Arthropoda; Insecta; Diptera; Culicidae. The record is from RefSeq and is a predicted model, not a curated record.